Molecule: messenger RNA, 639 nt
Organism: Episyrphus balteatus (marmalade hoverfly)
Lineage: Eukaryota; Metazoa; Arthropoda; Insecta; Diptera; Syrphidae
Exons: 2
Coding region: 87-575 (162 amino acids)
Source: RefSeq, a predicted model, not a curated record
GAGAUCAAUGUCAAAUUAGUUAUCGACAGUUUGUCAAGAAGAAUUGUUAUACUCCUCCGAAAAAAAAUCGAAAGCAAAUUUCAAAAAUGAAUUUCAUUCUCAGUCUAAGUCUAGUUUGUGUGGCUCUUAUGACUGUCACAGUCAGUGCCAAAAAUGUCCCAACAUCAGUUUCUGGAAAGGAAAUUAACGAAGUCAGAAUAAUCGAUGAUAUUCGCAAUUAUGCCAGAAGUCAUCCAGGAACAAAGAUCAUUCCCAUGAUUAAGGAACAAAGUAAAGCCCGCACUCAAUCAGUGCGAUACACUUUGGGAGGACGUGUUUCUGGUGACAGUCUAGUUGCUCAAGGAACUGAUACUUACUCUUAUGCCGAACCAAAUGACGUCAGUCUCCAAUUGAGCUAUCCCGAAGAAGGCACUGGAGCUGUUGUUACACAUGUUGAAAUCGUUGCUAUUCAAAAUAACAAUCUCGGAAAUGCUUACGUGGUAUCAGGAGGAAUCGGUCAACGAAGCAUCUCAAUCGUUAUCGAAGCUCAGGAAACUGAUUACUUCUCCUACAAAGCUUUAUACUAUGGAGCGUAAAAUUAUUGUGAUAAAUUAAAUGAACUCGAUUAAAGUGAAUACAAAAUGGUUAGACAAUUUUAAA